This is a messenger RNA of Abrus precatorius (Indian licorice), 2056 nucleotides long. Its product is annotated as probable WRKY transcription factor 4. Gene Ontology annotation, molecular function: DNA-binding transcription factor activity; sequence-specific DNA binding. The transcript has 4 exons. The record is from RefSeq and is a predicted model, not a curated record. Lineage: Eukaryota; Viridiplantae; Streptophyta; Magnoliopsida; Fabales; Fabaceae. Bases 121 to 1665 code for a protein of 514 amino acids. Gene Ontology annotation, biological process: regulation of DNA-templated transcription.
UUUGCACGACACGAAGUGGACUUUGUGGCGAGAGUGUUGAAGAUAACACAACACGAAACCCAUCAUUUCGGUGGCGCUAUCCAUUGCAUUAUUACAAACGACCACCACAACCGCCGCUAAAUGUCCACCAACAACGCCGAUUCCGUCACGGCGCCGCCACCGCGCCCCACCAUAACUCUCCCUCCCCGUCCCUCUGCCGAGGCCUUCUUCGCCGGCGGCGGCGGCGCCAGUCCCGGCCCUAUGACCCUCGUCUCUAGCUUCUUCGCUUCCGACUCCGGCGACUGCCGCUCCUUUUCUCAGCUCCUCGCCGGAGCCAUGGCCUCUCCGAUGGCUUUCUCCGCCGCCGACAAUUCCUUCAAAGAAGAAGAUGGGACCCACAAAGGUUUCAAGCAGAGUAGACCCAUGAAUUUGGUGAUUGCUCGUUCUCCAAUCUUCACUGUUCCACCUGGCUUGAGCCCUUCUGGGUUUCUCAACUCUCCUGGCUUCUUUUCCCCUCAGAGCCCCUUUGGGAUGUCCCACCAACAGGCAUUAGCACAGGUUACAGCUCAAGCUGUCCUAGCACAAUCUCAUAUGCACAUGCAAGCUGAAUACCAGCCGCCUGCAGUAACAGCUACCACUGAACUGCCUGUACAGCAGCCAUCUUUUGCUCUAAAUGAAGCUUCAGAGCAGCAAAUGGUAUCAUCUGUAUCUGAACCUAGAAAUGCUCAACUGGAAAUGUCAGAGCUCUCACACGGUGAUAAGAAAUAUCAAGCAUCUUCCCUGGCCAUUGACAAACCUGCAGACGAUGGCUACAACUGGCGUAAGUAUGGGCAGAAGCAGGUUAAAGGUAGUGAGUUUCCACGGAGCUACUAUAAGUGCACACAUCUGAAUUGCCCUGUGAAGAAAAAAGUUGAGCGUGCUCCUGAUGGUCACAUAACUGAAAUUAUCUAUAAAGGCCAGCAUAACCAUGAAAAACCGCAGGCAAAUAGGCGUGUCAAAGAUAAUAGUGAUUCAAAUGGAAAUGCAAAUGUUCAACCUAAGACUGAGUCUAACUCACAAGGUUGGGUUGGACAUUUAAACAAGUUUAGUGAAACUGUGCCUGAUUGUUCAGUACCUGAGAGUGACCAGACCUCCAAUCAAGGGGCACCCAGGCAGCUACUACCUGGAUCAAGUGAGAGUGAGGAAGUCGGUGAUUUAGAUAAUAGGGAAGAGGGGGAUGACAGUGAGCCAAAUCCUAAGAGAAGGAACACUGAUGUUGGGGUUUCUGAAGUACCUCCGUCUCAGAAGACUGUCACAGAACCCAAAAUCAUUGUGCAAACAAGAAGUGAAGUUGAUCUCCUGGAUGAUGGCUACAGAUGGCGAAAGUAUGGUCAAAAAGUGGUGAAGGGAAAUCCUCAUCCAAGGAGUUAUUACAAAUGCACUAGUGCAGGGUGCAACGUGCGCAAGCAUGUUGAGAGAGCUUCAACAGACCCUAAAGCUGUCAUAACUACAUACGAAGGUAAACAUAAUCAUGAUGUGCCUGCUGCUAGAAACAGCAGCCACAACACAGCUAGUACCAAUUCAAUGCCACUAAAAUCACACAAUGUGGUGCCAGAGAAGCAUCCUUUGCUUAAGGAUAUGGAUUUUGGAAGCAAUGACCAAAGACCUGUACAUUUGCGCUUAAAAGAAGAGCAAAUCAUAGUAUAGAAGUCUGCUGCCACGUGCUUUUAUUCAACCUGUCAAUGAAGAGAACUCACCUGGUACAGAAUGAAAUUGUCUUGAAGAUGAAAUGGAUAAACACGAAGGUGUAGUCAGAAUUGACAAUGGUCAAUGUAUGUUAUGUUGUUUUCGAGUUCUUUGUAUGUAACACCUUUUGUAUAUCUAAAUUAUGGAAUUGUUUGUAUAAGAUGUUAUUCACAGGUAUGAAGAUCAUUUCAAUUAAUGUACUGACAUUGUUAUAAUUUAUUAAUUACCGGGUUGUUCCUGGUACUGCUUAAUACUCCUUGUAAGGGCAGUUCUAGAAUUCAAAUAAAAUUGAAAAGCUGCAUUCAAAAUGAUAUUGAUCUUGUAUGCAUUUAUGUAUGUAGCUGUUCCCACU